This is a messenger RNA of Nicotiana tabacum (common tobacco), 673 nucleotides long. NCBI's taxonomy places the organism in Eukaryota, Viridiplantae, Streptophyta, Magnoliopsida, Solanales, Solanaceae. The record is from RefSeq and is a predicted model, not a curated record.
GAAGAGCAUCCUGAGCUUGUGAAGAAUGACUUCUACAUAACCGGAGAAUCUUAUGCUGGGCACUAUAUUCCUGCUUUUGCUGCUAGAGUACACAAGGGAAACAAGGCUAAAGAAGGAUUACAUAUAAACUUAAAGGGUUUUGCCAUUGGGAAUGGGCUUACGGAUCCCAAAAUACAAUACGCUGCGUAUACUGACUAUGCAUUGGACAUGGGAUUAAUUUCGAAGUCUGAUCAUGAUCGUAUCAACAAAAUACUUCCAGUUUGUGAAGUUGCAAUAAACCUUUGUGGUACUGAUGGGAAAAUCUCUUGCUUGGCUGCCUAUUUUGUUUGCAAUUCUAUAUUCUCUGCUGUUCGUGCACGUGCUGGGGCUGACAUCAAUCAUUAUGACAUCAGAAAGAAAUGCGUCGGAGCACUCUGCUAUGACUUCUCAAACAUGGAGAAAUUGCUGAAUAUGCAUUCUGUUAAGCAGGCUCUUGGAGUUGAGGAUAUAGAGUUUGUCUCAUGCAGUACUACUGUGUACCAGGCCAUGCUUGUUGAUUGGAUGAGAAAUCUUGAGGCUGCCAUUCCAACCUUGCUUGAGGAUGGAAUAAAGUUGCUUGUCUAUGCUGGAGAAUAUGAUCUUAUUUGCAACUGGCUUGGUAACUCAAGAUGGGUUCAGGCUAUGGAAUGGAGUG